Molecule: messenger RNA, 810 nt
Organism: Juglans regia (Persian walnut)
Lineage: Eukaryota; Viridiplantae; Streptophyta; Magnoliopsida; Fagales; Juglandaceae
Exons: 1
Coding region: 166-564 (132 amino acids)
Source: RefSeq, a predicted model, not a curated record
CCAAUUAUACAUAGCUAGCAUAACCCCUCCACACGGAAUCCCAUUGCCUGUUUCAGUAGUAAAUUAACAACUCCCUUUGUCUGCACUCAAAGGACUCGAGAGCUGCAGAAUUUUUACUAAAACAAAACCUCAGUACCCUUUCUCUUCUUUCAGCCAAGCCUGAAGAUGUCUUUGCAACCGCAGCAGCAGCAGCCCGUUCUGGUUUACCCCAACACCGAGGCAGGGCAGCCAUCUUCGCACCAUUCAGAUGGAUCAUUUGGGAUAGUUUUUAUUGUCCUGGCCGUAGUCAUUGCUGUAUCGGCCAUUGCUUGCUUUCUUGGCAGGCUCUGCAACCGGCGCUACCAAACUGAUCAAAAGCCGAAGCGAAACCAACACCACUCUCGACCCAAGGAAGCUGUGGACAUUGACAUUGAGUUCGGGUUUGAUAAGAGAAUCCCAGCUUCAAAAACAGCUGGAAAUGGAGGAAGCAGAGGACACAAGCCAACCCAAAAUGGUCGUGACCACAUGAGAGGCGAAAUGAAGCCUGCUGCUCUUGGAAGAGAACCCAGAGCCGGUGCAAGAUAAUGCAUGGUGCAGGAAAGAGGAACAGCUUCCAUAUACUAGUUUAUCUACCUUGGUGGCAUGUCCAUUAUAUCCUUUCGGUUUUCUUCUUUUUGUAUCCCUCCAGUCCUCAUGUAUCUCUAAGUUUCCACCCCCGCAGCUUGAAUGUAUUUGAGUACACAUACAUAUGGUGUUGUGACAUGAAGUUAUUUUAGCUGAAAAUUCCAUCUUUAUAUAUAAAAUCUGUUGGGGUCCCGGAAUGUUCAGUUU